AUGCAAAGUGAUAGCGAACCUAACUUUACGAGUAAUUCACCAAACCCUCAUGUCGAUAACGAUCCUAUCUCACAAAGUGUUAAUGCUAUACAAAAUACAAUUCAUAAUGAGAUGGUUUCGCACGUGCUAACUGAACCUCAUGUAGUUAUUAAUAGCGAGCAUCAACAAAAUAGUAAUAUGCAACCGAUGUCUUCAAGUCAUACUGUUCCAAAAUUUCAGGUAUCUAGUUAUUCAACCAAUUAUAUUCAAGAGAACGUUAAUAUGGCUAGACAUUCAUUCUUUUAUAGGCCUUGCAAUGAUGAUCAUAUUUAUCAUAUCAUCUGUGAAGAGACAACCUUUGAAGAAACUAUUUCUCAAUUAAUAAAUAAUUAUUUGUAUUCAUCUAAUUCAUCUAAUUCAUUUUUAUUCUACUUUCAACAACCUAACGACAAAAGAAUCUAUCAAGUGGUAUGUGAAAUGAUCUAUAUUUAUAGCAAUGAAAUUAAACCAAACGAACAGCAACAUGUUGAAUUUUCUAAUAGACAUAAAGAAAAUCUUGAAAUUUACUUGAGACAAUUUCUGGUUAUUUUUUUGGCGCCAAUGGAUAUUUACGGGCAAUUAAACAUGAAUAUUGAACAAGAUAGGGAUGUUGAUAAUGGUACGGGUGGUAGUAAUUCUAAUACAAGCUUAGUUGAUAUUUCGCAGUUUUCUAUUUCUCAACAGGAUAAUAAUAAUCAGAAAGUUUCAUCUCAAAAUGUUAGUGAAAAUUAUAUGCGAGAUAAUAACUCGGAAUAA
Molecule: messenger RNA, 774 nt
Organism: Funneliformis mosseae
Lineage: Eukaryota; Fungi; Glomeromycota; Glomeromycetes; Glomerales; Glomeraceae
Source: the annotation of a GenBank genome assembly